UCGCUACCUCGCGCCCAACUCUCCCACGACAACCGCCGAUUCCUCGUCUCACACCGCACGCCGGCUCCUGCGCGCGCAAUUUCAAAAAGCCCAGCCUUGGACGCCGCCCGCCGGUGCCCGCCCCCGAGCCACCUCCCUCCGCUCCCGAGUCCUUCCCCCCAAACUCCACCUUCCUCAGCCACCAUGUCCCGUUCACGGAGAGAAGAGCGCCUGCCAGGCGGUCGCUCCAGCUCCGACUCAUCCGCCUCCACCUCGCCAGAGAGAGGCGCCGACGACGACAAUGAUUCUUUCAUGAUGCAGGCCAACGACUCGCAGUCGUCCAUCGAACCAUCUACCUCGGAGGAACUCAGCGAUGCCUAUGCCCGCGAGAUCGAGGAACGAUGCCGUGUGUCGCCCAUCUGUCGCCUCCCCGCCGAGCUCAUGAUUUCCAUCUUUGCGAAGCUGGCCUCACCCGGAGAUCUCAAAAAUUGCAUGCUGGUGUCAAAGGACUGGGCGCGGAAUAGUGUGGGACUUCUGUGGCACAGGCCGCAGACAAACAAAUGGUCGAGCGUCCACAUAGUGGCACAGUCGCUCCGCAGGGUCGACAGCUACUUUGACUACGAAACGCUAGUCAAGAGGUUGAACCUCUCGACCCUGGGCAACGAAGUCAGCGAUGGCACCUUGCAGCCCUUUUCUGGCUGCAAGCGGAUUGAACGCCUAACCUUGACAAACUGCAACAAGCUCACCGACCUCAGCCUGGUCGGCAUGCUUGAGGGCAACCGUGCUCUUCUGGCCCUGGACGUCACCGGCCUGGAAAACGUCACCGACCGCACCAUGCAGGCCCUUGCGAACAACUGCUUGAAACUCCAAGGCCUGAACAUCACGGACUGCAAAAAGAUCAACGACGAGUCUCUGGAGGCUGUCGCGAAGCGCUGCAGAAAUGUCAAGAGGCUCAAGUUCAACAACUGCUCCCAGCUGACCGACAAGUCGAUCAUGGCGUUUGCCAACAGCUGUCGCUACAUCCUGGAGAUUGAUCUCCACAACUGCAGAAACCUGGAGGAUGCUUCAGUUACUGCCCUCAUCAGCGAGGGACGCCACCUCCGGGAGCUCCGCCUCGCGCACUGCUCUCGCAUCACGGACCACGCAUUCCUCGACCUCCCCCAGGAUGCCAUAUACGACAGUCUUCGCAUCUUGGACCUCACGGACUGUGGGGAGCUCAACGAUGUCGGUGUUCAGAAGAUCAUUGCGGCUGCACCGCGCCUGCGCAAUCUCGUCCUGGCCAAGUGCCGUCAGAUCACCGACCGCGCCGUCAUGGCCAUCACCAAGCUCGGCAAGAACCUACACUACAUCCACCUUGGUCACUGCUCGCGCAUCACCGACUCAGGGGUUUUGCAAUUAGUCAAGAUGUGCAACCGCAUCCGCUACAUCGAUCUCGCCUGCUGCCAGAACCUGACCGACCGGUCCGUUGAGCAGCUUGCGACACUGUCCAAGCUGAAGCGCAUAGGCCUCGUCAAGUGCGGCAAUAUCACUGAUCGCAGCAUUGCCGCGCUCGCACGGCAGAAGCAGGCUGGCUCAAACGGCGCCAUUACCCCGAGCUCGCUCGAGAGGGUUCACCUCAGUUACUGUACCCUCCUGACGCUCAAUUUACAGGGUAUCCAUGCACUGCUCAAUAACUGCCCGCGCUUGACGCAUCUUAGUUUGACGGGCGUUCAAGCAUUCUUGCGCGAGGACUUGCUCGUCUUCUGCCGCGAGGCACCUCCCGAAUUCAAUGACCACCAGCGUGACGUCUUCUGUGUUUUCUCCGGAAACGGCGUGACACGGCUUCGGGACCAUCUCAACCAGGAGGAGACCAACCCUACCUAUGAGACGGAUGGGACCAUGUACGACGACGGUGAUGACGUUGACACGAUAGUCAACGUUACCAACUCAGUCACAGUGACGGCCAUGAUGGGAGCUACCGCCAUCGGUGAGGAAAUGGACGAGGACUUUGGCGAGGGCAGCGAAGUACUGGGCUAAACCGCACUGCCGCAUUAGGUUCUGUCCUCACCCGCACGGACCUGGGAGAGC
Messenger RNA from Aplosporella prunicola CBS 121167, 2046 nucleotides. RefSeq lists its product as uncharacterized. Lineage: Eukaryota; Fungi; Ascomycota; Dothideomycetes; Botryosphaeriales; Aplosporellaceae. The transcript is spliced from 3 exons. The record is from RefSeq and is a predicted model, not a curated record. Bases 184 to 1995 code for a protein of 603 amino acids. Gene Ontology annotation, molecular function: protein binding.